AUGGACAGCAGGACUGGCUUUGAGCAGGACGGAGACUCUGCCACUUCAGGGCAUGGCCAGAGGCUGAAAUUGGAGCCCUGUUUCCAGAAUGACUCUCUCUUGUCUUCCCCCAGUGCAUCCCUGAUACCACAGCUCCUCAGCCACACAAUGGUUGGCAGGAACCUGGAUCCCGCCAUUCUUUUCUGUUCCUCUCAGGCAGUGGCCCUACCUCAUGACUACAAAUGUGGUGCAAGUCCUGGAGAAGAAGAACAAGCCCUGGCUUUCCCUAGGACCCGUGUCCCAGCUCCUGUGCCCUGUGCUCGUGAUGGGGACCAGCUCUCCAACCAGCACCCACGGGAGCAGCUCUGUGACCAGCACUUGCAAGCCAAGAGGGCCAGGGUGGAGAGCAUCAUCCAGGGCAUGAGCCUCCCACCAACCCCUCAGGCAUUUGACACGAGCCCAGAGGCAGCUUUUAGGCAUGAGAGGGAAAGGGGUGGUGAGAUGCCCCAGGAGAACAAGAGGAAGCCAAGGGUGCCCCAGCAGGGCGUGGGGGCAGCUGGACAAGUGGCUCCCUCAGGGAGCAGCUCCCAUGCCAAGGGCUGCCAGCAGCUGAAAGAGCAGCUCUGCUUUUUAGAGCAGCAGUUGAGGUGGCUUCAGGAGAAGUUCUAUCAAGUCUGGGACUCUGAGGAUGCUGCCCAAACCCAGGAAGAUUCUGAGAAAGUGCAGCCACUGCCUGGAAAGCCUGAAGACAGACUGAACAAGGACAAUGCCACUACCACAAGCAACCCAUGCAAAGUACCUCUCAGGAGGAGUGUCCUGGAAAUGUGUGGGCUGAAGGAGGCUGAGGACAGAGGUGACACAGGUGGCCUGCCCUUGGCAGUGAGGGUACUCUCACAGGCCCUGAAGCACGAGCUGGCUGUGGUGACAUCCCAGGUAGUGGACUCCGUCCUGAAGACUGUCUGGCUGAAGGCAGACAGCCACAUCCAGGAGGAGAAACACAGCCUUCCAAUGCUGGGGCCAGAUGCCAGGAGAGAGUAUUCUGCUGGUGGAAAAUGCAGAAAGCCACUCGCUAAGCCAUCUCCCAUGAAUGCACCAGGCUCCCUGGACUCACCCCAGGCUGAAGUCCUGCCAGGAGCUUCAGGGAAGAGCCUGGGCUCUUAUACUGGCUCCUUCAGUUCAAAGGGGGUCAGAAAAUCCUCUUGGGUACCCAGCAUAGGUUAUUCACUGGGCUCAGCCACCCCUGUCCAGCACAGCCAGCUGCUGAGCCAGCUGUUGGGAUAUGGCCAGCACAGCCUCUGGGGCAGUGACUCUCAUGAGAGCCCAUCUGCUCUGGAGAGGGGUUGUCCAGAGCCCCUCAACUUGCACUGGGGAACAGUUAAACUGAGGUCAUCGAUUAUGCAGGAGGCCCUGACCCCUGGGCACCUGAAGAAGGCCAAGCUGAUGUUUUUCUUCACCCGCUACCCCAGCUCCACUCUGUUGAAGACCUACUUCCUUGAUGUGCAGGUAAAAGAGCAGCAGCCUGAGCUGGUUCUCGGCAGGGCUCCCACAUGGGAGGAUUCAAGCUGGCAUAACACCAUCCUCUUGCUCUCCCCCAACCAGUUCAGCCGCUGCAUCACCUCCCAGCUCAUCAAGUGGUUCAGCAACUUCCGUGAGUUUUACUACAUCCAGGUGGAGAAGUUUGCCCGGCAGGCCCUGCUGGAGGGUGUUGUGGAUGCUUGCACUCUCCAGGUCUCCCGGGACUCAGAGCUCUUUCGUGCCCUCAACAUGCACUACAACAAGGGGAAUGACUUCCAGGUGCCAGGGCGGUUCCUGGAGGUGGCCAGCCUGACACUGCAGGAGUUCUUCAGCGCCGUCAGGGCAGGCAAGGAUGCCGACCCCUCCUGGAAGAAACCCAUUUACAAAAUCAUUUCCAAACUGGACAGUGACAUCCCAGAAGGCUUCAAAGCUGCUGGCUGCUCCCAGGAACUGCUCCACAGCUGA
This is a messenger RNA of Cinclus cinclus, 1959 nucleotides long. It is a transcript of the gene PROX2, whose product is annotated as prospero homeobox 2. Gene Ontology annotation, cellular component: nucleus. Lineage: Eukaryota; Metazoa; Chordata; Aves; Passeriformes; Cinclidae. Gene Ontology annotation, biological process: regulation of transcription by RNA polymerase II. The transcript is spliced from 4 exons. Gene Ontology annotation, molecular function: DNA-binding transcription factor activity, RNA polymerase II-specific; RNA polymerase II cis-regulatory region sequence-specific DNA binding. The record is from RefSeq and is a predicted model, not a curated record. Bases 1 to 1959 code for a protein of 652 amino acids.